UUUCCCCAUUUCCUUCCUCUCUCUCUCUCUCUCUCUCUCUCUCUCUCUCUCUCUCUCUCUCCCCACUCGCUGCUUCCGCCGCCGCCGCCGCCGCCGCCGCAGCCCAUGGCCUCCUCGUCGGAGAACGUGGAGGCGCCGCGAGACGAGCAGCGCGACCCGCCGCCGUCACCGCCGAACCCUAGCGAGGAGGCCGGGGCGGGCGAGGAGAUGGAGGCGGAGGGGGAGGGGGAGGAGGAGGUGAAAACCCUAGAGCGGGCGGAGGAGCUGUUCGAGAGGGGGUCCAAGGCCAUCGAGGAGGGGGACUUCGUCGACGCCGUCGACUGCCUCAGCCGCGCCCUCGAGAUCAGGGUUGCACAUCAUGGAGAACUUGCUCCGGAAUGUGUUAGCACAUAUUUUAAGUAUGGAUGUGCCUUGCUAUACAAAGCUCAGGAUGAGGCUGAUCCUUUGGGUAAUGUUCCCAAGAGUUCAUCUAAUAAGGAGUCCAUGAAGAGUACUACUAACAAGGAUGAUAGUGGAAGCUCAAAGACCCCCGGUAGCAAUACUGAGGAUGCUCCAUCCACGGAUAAAGCUGAUGCUGAAGAAGGGCAAAACUCAACUGGAAAAGGUCAAGAGGAGGAAAACGGUGACAGUGACAAGGAUGAUGAUGAGAUGGUGGGAGAUGAAGAUGAUUCUGAUUUGGAUCAGGCCUGGAAAAUGUUGGAUAUUGCAAGGGCUAUAGUUGAGAAGAGCCCAGAUGACACUUUGGAGAAAGCAAAAAUCUUUUCUGCUCUAGCUGAAGUCUCCAUGGAAAGAGAGGACAUUGAUAACUCACUCGGUGACUACUUUAAAGCUUUAGCCAUAUUGGAGAAAUUGUUUGAGCCUGAUCAUCGUCGAAUUAUUGAUCUAAACUUCCGCAUAUGUUUGGUCUAUGAGUUGGUGUCGAAGAUUUCAGAUGCAAUUCCAUAUUGCGCUAAGGCUAUUUCAUUAUGCAAGUCACGCAUACAAAGCCUAAAAAAUGACAAAGAUGCUUUGUUGGCUGGUAAAGAUGAUAACGCAUCAGCUGCUGAUGGAGGCUCAGAAAAGUCCGCUCCUGAGGGUGAGAUAGAGCAGCUCAGUGGCAUUUUGAGUGAACUUGAGAAGAAGCUGGAAGACUUGGAACAAGCAAUGUCUACCCCAAGCUCUGUUAUGGAUGAGAUUAUGAAGAGGAUUGCCUCAAAGGCAGGUGGUGAACAGAAUGCUACUGACACAAUGCCAGCGGCUGCUUCUUUCAAUUCUUCUUCACAGAUGGCUGGAUCAAGCAACGGCUUUGAUUCGUCAACUCUGUCUACGGCAGCUACAACCGGAAGUACUGGAAGCACUGUAACCGAUCUUGGGGUUGUUGGUAGAGGUAUCAAACGUGCUAAUAUCAAGCCAAUCUCUGCUGAACCUCCUCCCAAGAGAGCUGCAGCUGAUUCGCUCUCAGUAAAAGGUGAUAGCAGCAACAACUCAGAUGUUCAUACCCCAGCACAAGAGGGCGAUGAUUCUGUAUCAAAGUAAUGCAUUUUACCCUAGGUAGUAACUUAAUGGAAUCUAUUCGGUGCCAAAAUCCUGUCUUGCUUAAUAUGUACUGCUGCAUGUCCAUUUUCUCAGAAGAACUGCCAAUAGGGAUUGCAUGAACCUUUUACCUUUUCAGAGCUCAAACCGUGUCUUAAAUUGAUGGUUGACUUGAUUGUUGAGUGAGUUCAUGGUGGACUACCAUCCAACUCAAUUGUAUCUGAUCAUAGUA
Molecule: messenger RNA, 1744 nt
Organism: Oryza sativa Japonica Group (Japanese rice)
Lineage: Eukaryota; Viridiplantae; Streptophyta; Magnoliopsida; Poales; Poaceae
Biological process (GO): CENP-A containing chromatin assembly; DNA replication-dependent chromatin assembly
Cellular component (GO): nucleoplasm
Molecular function (GO): histone binding
Source: RefSeq, a predicted model, not a curated record